Molecule: messenger RNA, 2522 nt
Organism: Uranotaenia lowii
Lineage: Eukaryota; Metazoa; Arthropoda; Insecta; Diptera; Culicidae
Gene: twisted
Product: protein O-mannosyl-transferase 2
Exons: 8
Coding region: 205-2379 (724 amino acids)
Biological process (GO): protein O-linked glycosylation via mannose
Cellular component (GO): membrane; endoplasmic reticulum
Molecular function (GO): dolichyl-phosphate-mannose-protein mannosyltransferase activity
Source: RefSeq, a predicted model, not a curated record
GUCCACGCGAAACACUCGAUCGAGAAAGUCGCUCACCGUCCGGAGAGUUCGUUGCUUCAAGCCGCGCAAGUCUUCGCUAUCGAUCAGCCGAUCGGGGAGACGAACGAGGAAAAAAGGGUGGAGGAGUUGCAUCAAUAGAAUUUGUUUACAUUUCAAGCAAUCUUCUGGGAAGAAUCACCUAGUGCUGACCUAGUGCUAGCUAACAUGGCCAACGAGAAGGAAAGUGACAAAUCGGGGGUGCAAACGUUGUCCAAGACGGAAAAAAAGCUGGAGAAAAAGCCACAAGUGGCAGGUGAAGGCGGCAGCAAGAAAGUUGAUCACAACUGGUGGCUCCUGUUCGGGGUGGUCCUGGCCGCCACCAUCGGAACCCGCUUUUACAAUGUCACGGUUCCGGAUCACGUCUGCUGGGACGAAACCCAUUUUGGCAAGAUGGGUAGCUGGUACAUCAACCGGACCUUUUUCUUCGACGUUCACCCGCCGCUCGGGAAAAUGCUGAUCGGCCUGUCCGGCUACCUGACCGGGUACGAUGGCAAGUAUCCUUUUGACAAACCGGGCGACAAGUACAACGGGACCCACUACGAGGGGAUGAGGAUUUUCUGCACAGCGUUGGGUGCCGCAAUCGUUCCCAUGUCAUUCCACACAGUUUGGGAUAUGACAGGAUCGCUGACUGCUUCCGGUUUUGCUGCCGCUUAUCUGCUUUUCGAUAUCGGUAUUUUAAUCUUAAAUCGAUACAUUUUGUUGGAUCCCCCGUUGAUCUUCUUCAUGACGGCUUCUGUGAUGGGCAUGGCUCGGGUGACCAAGUUGACUCGGGACGGAGUCAGUUUUGGUGGAAAAUGGUGGGGAUGGCUUUCCUUUACCGGAGCUAUGUUGGCUUGCACGAUUAGUGUCAAGUUUGUGGGUUUGUUUGUAGUUCUUCUGGUUGGACUGCACACGGCUAGUGAUUUGUGGGAUGUUCUGGGUGAUCUUAGUCGUCCAAUCGCAUAUACCGUGAAGCAAUUGCUAGCCCGAGCAGCAACGCUGAUAGUGCUGCCAAUUAUUCUAUACGCAACAUUUUUCUUCAUCCAUCUGCACGUGUUGAAUCGGAGCGGAAGUGGAGACGGAUUCUACAGUUCCGGUUUCCAAUCGAAUUUGAUUGGAAACUCACUGUUUAACGUCUCGAUGCCCCGACAGGUGGCCUAUGGUGCCGUGAUAACGUUAAAAAAUCACAAAACCGGAGGAGGAUAUUUGCAUUCACACAAUCACCUGUACCCGAAAGGAUUCGGCGCCCAGCAGCAACAAGUCACGACCUACAGCCAUAAGGACGAUAACAACAAGUGGUUGAUAAAGCCGCAUAACAAGCAAACGGUAGAAAACGUAACGCUAGUAAAGCACGGCGCUUUGAUUCGUUUGGAACAUGUUCCCACAACGCGAAACUUGCAUUCCCAUCGAGAACAAGCACCCGUUACCAAGAAGCACAUGCAAAUCACGUGUUACGGAGAGUCCGGACUGGGCGAUACCAACGAUGUGUGGCAAGUUGAAAUCAUUGGCGGCAAGGAUGGCGAUGUGAUAGAAACCGUUACCAGUCGGUUGAUCCUGUAUCACUACAACGAGCGGUGCGUGCUCACCACAACGAACAAAGCGUUGCCCAAGUGGGGCUUCGAGCAGCAGGAAGUGACCUGCAAUCCGAACAUCCGGGAUAAGGCUGCGGUCUGGAACGUGGAGGAUAACCAGUUCGAUCAAUUACCCAGUGUGAAUUUCCAGGUGUACGCACCCGGAUUCAUAAGUCGGUUUUUUGAGUCACACGCGGUCAUGUUGCAGGGCAAUUCGGGACUGAAACCCAAGGAAGGAGAAGUUACUAGUCAACCGUGGCAGUGGCCCAUCAACUAUAAGGGUCAAUUUUUCUCUGGCUCCGAGCAUCGAGUCUAUCUCCUGGGUAAUCCUGUCAUCUGGUGGAGCAAUUUGGUCUUUCUGGCACUGUUUGUGCUGGUGUUUUCGGUAGAAGUUGUCCGAAACCAGCGGAAUUCAGGGGCGGAAACGACCGGCCUGGCCGGAACCGGAAAUGAUGAUUUCAAAUGGCGCUCCCUGCGGGCCUGUGCCUGGCUUUUCGGCGGCUGGAUGCUGCACUACUUGCCAUUCUACGCGAUGGGUCGAGUUCUCUACUUUCAUCAUUAUUUUCCGGCACUGGUCUUCAACUCGAUGCUCACAGGGAUAAUGCUGGAUUUCCUCACCCAUCGGCUGCCAAAAUGGGCCCGGCAGGCCGUCCUGGGGAUAGCAUUGGCCAUUCUGAUGUACAGUUUCGCGCUGUUUUCGCCGCUAGCCUACGGGAUGCAUGGACCAUUUUCUCACGAACCGAACUCCACCCUGGCCGGACUCAAGUGGAUGGAUAGCUGGGAGUUUUAAAGGUUUUACUCAAACAGGCAUGGAAAGUGAAAUUAGAGUUAGAUAAAACGUAAAAUGGAAACUUUAGUUGAAUAAUUAUAAUAUGUCACUCAACGAAAUUGUUUAAUACUCAAAUGUUUAACUUCAAAAAAUAAAUAACAUAU